Messenger RNA from Talaromyces marneffei, 444 nucleotides. RefSeq lists its product as uncharacterized. Bases 1 to 444 code for a protein of 147 amino acids. The record is from RefSeq and is a predicted model, not a curated record. The transcript has a single exon. Lineage: Eukaryota; Fungi; Ascomycota; Eurotiomycetes; Eurotiales; Trichocomaceae.
AUGGGUACGCAUAUUGACAUGACACGAGACGAGAUCGUUAUCGUGUUGAUGGCUGUUACAGCACCAGACGGCGCAUACGGCACCAAACGGGAUUUUUUACAGCACAAGACGGCGCAUACGGCACCAAACGGGAUUUUUUACCGCACAAGACGGUCUAUACGACACCAAACGGGAUUUCUUACAGCACCAAACGGAUCAUUACCAACUACUCCACUAACCGCAGACUUACACCGCAUGGGAACCUUGGUGCCAGCGCGAGUGGGAGUUUAUACUAGCACGAGUUGGUAUCAGUCCGAGUUGGCGUCAGUUCGAGUUGGUGUCAGUCGAGUUGGUGUCAGUUCGAGUUGGUGUCAGUUCGAGUUGGUAUCAGUUCGAGUUGGUGUCAGUUCGAGUUGGUGUCAGUUCGAGUUGGUGUCAGUUCGAGUUGGUGUCAUCUCGAGUUAG